AUUCAACAAUAUUCUGCGUCAGUUGGAAACUUUUCAGAUCUGAACUGUACUAACACGGACGGCUAUUUCACCUGGACUUUCAAACUUACGGAUGCUAACUGCUCUAUUGUGAAGGCGUGGGUGAAGCAAAUCGUGGCGAGCUCGUCGUUCUACAAAGCUGGAUAUACUUCAUGCGGAAGCGAAACAGAAACAGCGUACAUUACACUAAUCAGCGAGUUCCCCAUCAAUGCAUCGGAUUUCGGCACUGCCUUGAAAUACUUCCACUAUUUACUAGGUGUUGCAGAAAACGUUCAUCCUCCAGAUGUUGGAAACUAUACAGAUCUACAUGUUACCAACAUAGACGGCUAUUUCGCCUACACUCUCACCUUUACGAAUGCUAAUUGCUCAAUUGUGAAGGAGUGGUAUGACGAUGUCAUUACGGGAACGGUGUACAUCCAUAAUGGGACUUUUACAUGCGUCCAUACAGGGACACCAACUUUGGAGAACGAGAACUUGAUCGAAAUAAAAACACCACCACCAACAACAACAGCAACACCAUUAGUGAUAACUCCAGGUGGUGCCCUUCCAGCCGCACCGCUGGUUAUACCAUAUCAGUCGGAUUAUGUAGAAACAGCAGAGCUUGUAGAAGAGUCUGUGUCUUCAUUCGAGAGCAUGUCUAUUAUGAACUUUUGA
Messenger RNA from Haemonchus placei, 672 nucleotides. Lineage: Eukaryota; Metazoa; Nematoda; Chromadorea; Rhabditida; Trichostrongylidae. The record is from the annotation of a GenBank genome assembly.